AUGAAUGUACGAUGGCAUGGUAAGGGACACACUAUUCGCUGUAAAUGGAAAUGGGAUCGCGCUCAAUUUCUUCUACCCUUCAAAGCUGCUAAAUUGGGUCCUAUGUGCAGCGCUAACAGAGCGGGACAUGCGACGUUUGCUAGUCAUCUAGGAGAUUUGCGAGUCGUAGGGCUGUCUGUUAGUGUAAACUGUGAACAAUUGGCAACUGAACGGGCAGGAGCGGUCAGCGAUGAACGAGUCACGAAUCGUGAUCAACAACAACGACCAGCGCUAUCUUCUGCGAGUUUCCAGAGAUUUCCAAAGCAGGCUACACGAGUCCAAAUCGUGACUCACUUAGAGCACCCUCCAACGUUAGCCCAGGGGUCCGUAACACCCAUUACAGGAAACCACAGCGUGGACCCGUUGGCCGGUGCUGUUUCCACGAUGGCAACAACGAGCAUUUAG
Molecule: messenger RNA, 444 nt
Organism: Angiostrongylus costaricensis
Lineage: Eukaryota; Metazoa; Nematoda; Chromadorea; Rhabditida; Metastrongylidae
Source: the annotation of a GenBank genome assembly